Molecule: messenger RNA, 873 nt
Organism: Sus scrofa (pig)
Lineage: Eukaryota; Metazoa; Chordata; Mammalia; Artiodactyla; Suidae
Product: olfactory receptor 8G50-like
Biological process (GO): G protein-coupled receptor signaling pathway
Cellular component (GO): membrane
Molecular function (GO): G protein-coupled receptor activity; olfactory receptor activity
Source: RefSeq, a predicted model, not a curated record
AUGACAGAAGGAAAUCAUUCCAUAGUGACAGAGUUUAUCCUCACUGGGCUGACAGAAAAACCAGAGCUCCAGCUGCCUCUUUUCCUCCUCUUCCUAGCAAUCUAUGUGGUCACGGUGGUGGGCAACCUGGGCAUGAUCACACUGAUUGGGCUCAGCUCCCACCUGCACACCCCCAUGUACUUUUUCCUCAGUAGCCUGUCCUUCAUUGACCUCUGCCAUUCCACUGUCAUUACCCCGAAAAUGCUGGUGAACUUUGUGACAGAGAAGAAUAUUAUCUCCUAUCCAGCAUGCAUGACUCAACUCUACUUUUUCCUUGUUUUUAUUAUAUCAGAAUGUCACAUGUUGGCUGUAAUGGCAUAUGAUCGCUAUGUUGCCAUCUGCAACCCCUUGCUUUACAAUGUCACCAUGUCUUAUCGGGUCUGUUCGUGCAUGGUAUUUGGGGUAUAUAUCAUGGGCGUGGCUGGUGCCACAGCUCACACUGGCUGCAUGCUAAGAGUGCUUUUCUGCAAGGCUGAUACAAUCAACCAGUACUUCUGUGAUCUUUUUCCACUACUGCAGCUCUCCUGCUCCAGUACUUACAUCAAUGAGGUAGUAGUUUUGUGUUUCAGUGCAUUUAAUAUCUUUAUGCCAACACUGGCCAUCCUUGGCUCCUAUGUCUUCAUCAUCGUCAGCAUCCUCCACAUCCGAUCCACCAAGGGCAGGUCCAAAGCUUUUAGCACAUGCAGCUCCCACAUCUCAGCUGUCACUAUCUUCUUUGGCUCUAUAGCAUUCAUGUACCUAAGGCCAUCAUCAGUCAGUUCCAUAGGACCAUGGGAAAGUGUCUUCUGUUUUUUACACCAUUAUUGUGCCCAUGCUGAAUCCUUCUAUCUAUAG